ACCCAGCCUCACCACUCCAUCUCCAUCUGCGCAGAGAUGAAGCUCACCACCUCCGUCGCGAUAUCGGCGCUAUGCUGGACUGCUCGCCUGGCGUCAGCGGCCACAGCACACCUCUACACAUACGAUUCCGCAGAGGCAGGGAGGAGACUAAGCGGCGGCCUGCUCGACCAGAUUACCCGCCAGCUCCGCUUAGAUACUCCGCCAGUGCUGUCACCCGUUGAAGCGCGAGUGGUGCUUGCCCAGAGAGCCGGAGUGGAGGAUUACCAUGUGCAGGAUCUGGGCAGAUCGGGGGUGUUGGAGGCUGUCAACCAGUUUGGCUUGAAGCAGCCACUUUUUGGCACAGACGAUACAAGAAGGAUAACGAUCCUCGCUGAGGAGACUGAGGAGAACACACUAUCGAUGAAACGAGCAACCCACCUGAGCCUUUCCCCCGCCCCAUCCUUCAAAUCCGCGCGCAAGCUCUUCGCCGACCUCGAGAUCCAGCACACCUGGCCCUCCCCUCCACCAGAGAGACUUUCGGCAUCAGCCACCGCCGACGACUUCACCUCCAAAUCCCGAUUCACACUCAUCCGGGGCUCCAAGCAAGAGCUGGAACAGUUUUGGCAGCGAAUCGUGGAUAGCCCAGCAAGCAACGACAACACCCACAUCGCAAUCACCAUGCUUGUCUUCCCGCCCUCCGCCGUCUCUGACGCAGAAGACCAAUGGGCCAGCGGAUACAGCAUGCCCGGCGCGCAAACGCUCGCCAAACGCCAAGAUACCACCACCUUCUCCACCCUCGUGACCCGCCAGGACAACAGCCAAAACUCCCCCCUCCCUGGCAUCCUCCCCGCCUGCUACACCUCGCAAUCCGACUGCGAAUCCACGACGCGCAACUGCACCGGCCACGGCAGCUGCAAACUCCUCUACACCGACAAGAGCCACGGCGACGACAGCCGGCCGUGCUACGCCUGCGCCUGCUCCGCGACGGUGGUGAAGAACUCGAAAGGCCAGAAGAGCACCACGUACUGGGGCGGGCCGGCGUGUCAGAAGAAAGACAUUAGCUUGCAGUUCUGGCUGCUUGCGCUGUUUAGCGUGGGCAUGGUGUCGUUGAUUUCGUUUGCCGUGGGCAAUUUGUGGAGUAUGGGAGAGCAGACGCUGCCGAGCGUGAUUGGGGCGGGUGUGAGUGGACCGACGGCGAGGAGGUGAGAUGGGUUGGCGGCGGGGAUGUUGGUUUGGCGUAUGUGUAGCACUGCUUUCCGCGCGGCGAGGUUUUAUGUAGGCUUCGAGAAAUGAAAAUG
Neohortaea acidophila is the source of this 1277-nucleotide messenger RNA. RefSeq lists its product as uncharacterized. Gene Ontology annotation, cellular component: endoplasmic reticulum. Bases 37 to 1185 code for a protein of 382 amino acids. Lineage: Eukaryota; Fungi; Ascomycota; Dothideomycetes; Mycosphaerellales; Teratosphaeriaceae. The record is from RefSeq and is a predicted model, not a curated record. The transcript is spliced from 2 exons.